GCAGGCAAUGUUGGGAAUCGUCCUUUCGACAUGGAUGGCGAUGGUGGCGGUGGCAGCUCCACCAGCCCUGGAAUGCGGGAAACAAACGAUACGAAACGGGCGUAUUGUAGGAGGAGACGAAGCCUUUGACGGUGAAUUUCCCUUUUUGGUAUCCAUUCGCCUAGGAGGUAGCAUGUUCGGUCAGCAUCAUUGUGGAGGGGUCAUCCUCAAAAAGUUAUGGGUACUGACGGCCGCUCACUGCGUUACCAGCUAUUCGGCCAGGCAUUUCACUGUACGAGUGGGUGAAUACGAUCUCACCAAACCAGAGACGGGCCACACGGAGACUGACUACUCAGUGGAGAAGAUCACCCUGCACCCGAACCUGUACCGUCCGAAGCGUUACAACAACGACAUCGCUCUGCUCAAGCUCCACAAACCCAUCGAGUACGACAGUUACGUCUGGCCCACCUGUUUGCCUGAGAGCGAAGAUGACUUUUCUGGACAGGAGGGGAUAGUUAUGGGUUGGGGUUUCGUCAAAGAGAACGGUAAAAGUCGCGCCAGUAUCCUGCAAAAAGCCCAAGUUCCAGUAAUGAACCGAACUCAGUGUCAAGAACUUUACAAUGAAGCCAAAAAGAAAAUAAGAUUUGAAAAAGGGCAAAUAUGUGCCGGUUACAGAGAGGGAAAAACAGAUUCUUGUCAGGGCGAUUCUGGUGGUCCUUUGGUGGUACGUCAAAACGGCCGGUUCACUGUCAUAGGGGUUGUAUCAGCUGGUAUUGGAUGCGCCCGCCCCUUGCUACCCGGCAUAUACACCCACGUCCCAUCCCAUAUGUCCUGGAUAACUGAAACAAUAGAAUCUUGAUAACCUGGACUCCACAAACAUCAACAUUUUAGAAUAUUUUACUUCGCUCUUUGCAUUCCCAUCUAGUCGGCGCAAAGUGGUUAACAUUAACUGAAAAGAACUGUCCUCAGCAUGGACGAUUUUGUUCUUUUGUGGGAAAAAAAAUGUGUCAGUUUUGAAGACGAAGAACUGAGAUAAAAAUAUCUGUUUCAAGAAAGUGUACGGGAUCAGUUCCUUGUUAUUGAU
Molecule: messenger RNA, 1063 nt
Organism: Argiope bruennichi
Lineage: Eukaryota; Metazoa; Arthropoda; Arachnida; Araneae; Araneidae
Product: vitamin K-dependent protein C-like
Exons: 6
Coding region: 8-838 (276 amino acids)
Biological process (GO): proteolysis
Molecular function (GO): serine-type endopeptidase activity
Source: RefSeq, a predicted model, not a curated record